CAAUGGGAAGAGAUAGAUAUGGACAUUCUCUUUCAGUUGCAUUACCAAUUUCACCAGUGAAGAAACUAGAUAUAACAAAUGUGACAUUAAGAAAAUAUGAUCGUUAUACAGGGAAUACAGAAACUAUAGCAUGGGAAAAACAUUUGUUAUGCGAAAUAGGAGUAAGUGAUUGUUCCAUUGUUUAAGGAUGAAGAUUUGAACUUCAUAAAAGAUUUUUACUUAGAAGGGAAAUUAUACAACGAUGAUGAAUUUUACUUUAGGUACAUAGAUUCAAUCAGAAGUAAAUACUUAGCUGGUGCAAAAGAAGCUUAUGCAUUAGCCAAAGAUAUAUGUAAAUAAUUGGUUGCAGAAGAUCUAAUAAAAACUUAGAGAUUAAUUAAGAAUCGUAAAUAAGUGACUUAAAGAAUUAGAUAAACAUUAGGAACCUAUAAAUAAACAAAGAACGAAGAUAUUUUGAGAUGGGUAUUAAUUUGUAUUUACUUAAAUUAGAAAACUGGAAUAAAGAAGUUAUUUCAUGAAAUGAGAGAUGCAAUUUAGCAUAUUUUAGAUGCAGGUGGAGAGAAGGAAUUCUUUAGAUUAGAAGAAUUAAUAAAAUAGAAAUAACAUAUAACAGAGGAUUUUUUGAAGGGACUUCCAAAUAGGAACAUUUAAGAAAUUAAUAAAUAUUUAUAAUCAAUAAGAUUAUUUUUAUCAAAGAAAACAGAUGAAUAUUAAUAACAUAAAUUAGAACUUGGAGAUGAUUUUCAUUUUGAUGAAAAAACUAUUAGAGAAAUGUCUAGAUCUUCUUUGGAAGACACUGCCUCAUGUUAUUCAGACAAAUUAACUGAGAUUAGAGCCCAUUCUAAGAGAGAGAAAUAGAAGGAAGCUGAAAGGAAAAUAGAAAAAUUUUAUGAUCUAAAUUAAUUAAAAAAUAAAUGGAAGAAUACUAAUAUCGAUUAAUUAAAAGGAACAAUUAGAAGAGUGUUAGUGAAAGAAACAUUAUCUGAAGCAGAACAUAUUCGUGCAAGGGCUUAUAGAUUAGAAUAAGAAAAAAAAGGAAUUUAAAUUUUAAAGAUAGAAUAACCAAAGAAGAGUAAAUUAACAGCUUAACAAAGAAUAUAAGAUAGAAAGGAAAAAAAAGAUAAAAGAUCAGUAGCAGAAUAAUAAAAGAAGCAUACCUUAACUAGGGAAGAAAUGAAAACAGAAUAAUUGAAAUAAGAGUUUUUUACUAAGUAUAAUCCAAAAUCUAGUAUUGGAGAACAAUUUAGUGCUGCUGUUGGAUAUAAUAAUUUAUUUUGA
Molecule: messenger RNA, 1278 nt
Organism: Paramecium pentaurelia
Lineage: Eukaryota; Ciliophora; Oligohymenophorea; Peniculida; Parameciidae
Source: the annotation of a GenBank genome assembly